GUGUAAGAUGAUGAGUCCUUAUAUUAUCAAGGUGUCCCUACAUUUACACCUGAACUCUGGGCUAACGAUUAAUAGAGGCGUCAGCUCGCCCUUUGUUCCCAGAAGGAGGUGUAAAACUGGUUAAUACUCAGUUGUCUAUUCUGCAGAUCCUGGGGAAUGAUAAAAGUCCAGGGGAAAGUCUCCGCCUGGUCCCAGUUGAUCCCUGACAGCGUCUGAGACGAAACCAUCUCCUAGCAGCUCGGAAUUUUUGCAGAGCCAUGCUGUACCGGGUCACCUUACUGACGUGUGUUUCUCUGCUGUCGGCAGCCAAUGUCGACUACAUGGAUCAAUGUAUGGAUGGUAAGCACCACAAGACCAAACCGGGACCGGAAGACGCUCUACAUAGCCAGUGCCAGCCCUGGAAAGAGAAGGCCUGCUGCUAUGCUAAUACCAGCGAGGGGGCUCACCAGGAUGAAUCCUAUCUGUAUAACUUUAACUGGAAUCACUGUGGGAUAAUGACCCCCGCCUGCAAGAAGCACUUUAUCCAGGACACCUGCUUCUAUGAAUGCUCCCCUAAUCUCGGGCCCUGGAUCCAGCCUGUGGAUCAGUCCUGGAGGAAAGAGCGUAUCCUGGAUGUGCCCUUGUGUAAGGAGGAUUGCGAGACCUGGUUUAGUGAUUGCAGCCAAGACUACACGUGCAUGGAGAACUGGCAUGUCGGCUGGAACUGGACCACUAAAAUCAAUAAGUGCCCGCAAGGGAAGCCGUGCCGCAAAUUCACGGACGUCUAUCCAACAGCCAAGGAUUUCUGCGAGAAGGUGUGGAGCAAUUCCUACAAAUACACCACGUACACGCAAAAGAGUGGCCGAUGCAUGCAGCUCUGGUUUACCAAAGAAAACCCCAACGUCCAAGUGGCGAAGUACUAUGGCGACCUCCGGAACUCUGCUGAGGUUCCAUCUUUUGGACUGGUUAUGUUUUUGGUGCCUCUCUACAUGUUGAGGUCCCAUUGGAUCUAAGCCACUGGCUGAAAACGUGAACUGUGCUGUAAUCUAAAAACAUGGAAGAUGCUCCUGAUCUGACGUUUGCCCAGAGGUCCCCACAAAUGAUACUGGGAUCCCUGAGACUUGGGCUUUGUGAUAUGAAAUGAGAGAAGGCGAUCCCUCUCCACUGCUUCUGUGGAAUGGGGAAACCUCUUCCCACUAGUGUUACUAAAUGAACAAUUUGCCCCAUACAUGUCUAACUAAAUCCUACCCAAUGCAUUGCAUUAGACCAUAAUUACCAGGCCUCCUAAAAAUGUAAUUGUACCAUUUGUCUUCAUCGCUUUACUGAUCAUUCUGCUUUGCACGUGAAUUUCAGUAACUGAUACCAGAUCGUAGCUUCUAAUAAUAAAUAAAUUGGAUCCACCCAAA
Messenger RNA from Pseudophryne corroboree (corroboree frog), 1385 nucleotides. Its product is annotated as folate receptor beta-like. Lineage: Eukaryota; Metazoa; Chordata; Amphibia; Anura; Myobatrachidae. The record is from RefSeq and is a predicted model, not a curated record. The transcript has 5 exons. Bases 258 to 992 code for a protein of 244 amino acids. Gene Ontology annotation, molecular function: signaling receptor activity. Gene Ontology annotation, cellular component: external side of plasma membrane.